Molecule: messenger RNA, 1542 nt
Organism: Neolamprologus brichardi
Lineage: Eukaryota; Metazoa; Chordata; Actinopteri; Cichliformes; Cichlidae
Product: transmembrane protein 252-like
Source: RefSeq, a predicted model, not a curated record
UGCUACAGUUCAGUACUCAAACGUAGUCAGGAUUUUUCUACUACUGGCAAGGCUACACUCAUGUCAUCCUGAAAGGUACCGAAGAGAUACUUCAUUGCUACUUGUGAAAGAGCGUCUUUCAACCACAGGACAGAAUAGACAAAGAGGACUGCAGUAAAAUGCAACAAGUGACCAUGAAUGUGAAGAAGCAGUUGUUGUCCUUAUUCUGUUUUUUUCUGCCUUCUUUGGGACUUCUGUUGAUGUGUACCGGGAUCUACCUGGUGUCCCAGGCGAACGUGCAUGAGAAUGCUCUGAGGGUCAUUUUUCUGUAUAUCAUGAUUGGCUGUGGCCCCCUGGCUAUGAUCACUGGGGUCUGCUGGGGCCUCUGCUCAGGCAUUAACACCGAGAGAAUUGGACGUGAGCGACACAUCCAGGUCUUCACUAUUGAAAGACUGAGCUCUUUUCCUCCUUCAUAUGAAGAUUCCCAAGAAAGUCAAGUCUGCCCUGAUGCGUCUCCUGAGUUUAUGGUCAUAGUCGAUAGCACAGACAUGCCGAUGAGCCUGGCUCCUCCGUUGUACAGCCAGGACAGCCCAGAGGCCCCAGACUGCAGGUUUAGCUGGGAGCAACCUCCACCAUACAGUGAAGUUGAAAGUAUUCAGCAGGGACAUAUGGAUGCAGAGGAGCUGAGGGAGCGCUUGUCUGGACACUGAGGGAAGAACAGUUUUUGCCUGACUGGUUGAGAGAAAAAAAGGAAUGCAGAUUGUAGAAGUGGAUGACUUCCACACCAAGCUGAGUGAGAAAGUUCCAGAACAACUGGAAAUGUUUUUAUGUCACUGGAUCGCUCAAGUGCCAAAAGACGGACAGCAGAGAUGUGCUGACAUCAUCUUUCUGCCAUGAAUCUACAACCUAGUGUCUGUCAUCCGUCGGCCUGAGGGUCUUUACAUGGGUACGGCCAGAAUGAGCCUCAGUUUUAAGCUGCAAAAAUUAUUUGGUGUGACCAAUAAGCAUGGUUGUAUUACUCCAGGUGGACAAGGUUUCAUUUAACAAGGAGAACUUACUUUUAUCUGCACUUCAUUCAACAACUGCUGUGUUGGAUGAUUUAUGCAUUAGAAAAUGCAUAAACUAGUUUUUAAAGGUUAAUCUUUGAAGCCUGAUAUAUUGUCAAAGUUGAAUCAGCUUUACUCAGCAUAGCAAACAGGUAAGCUCACUGUCUUUAUCGUCUGUUUGUUCAUGGAAAUAAAAUGUCUUUAUUACAUUUUUAACAAUAUUUACACUACAGUGAGUAACAAAUGCCCAGCCUAUUGCAAACAGAAUAACAUUCAGUUAUCAAUUACCUCUGAAUCUCAGUCCACCAUAAUUUAUAUGAAUAUUUGCUGUUUGUUAAUCAGAAGUUCUUAUUUAACCUUUAUUCAGCUGGGCUAUUCACAGAAAUUCUGAAAACCUCUUUUCAGUUAACAGUAUCGGAACAUGUAGAUGAAACACUGAACAACAUGGCUACUUUUACACUUUUUACACUACAAAAUUUUUGCAUUUCAUAUGAAUUUCUUAGUAGACGCAUUAAUU